UCGGCUUUUUGUUUGCACUUGGAACUGACAGAUUGAUACUUAUCUUGAUUUUUUAAAAUUUUAUUUUUUACUGGUAAAAGAAAACCAUGCCUGAAUUUUCUAACUCAAUAUGUGGCUGCUGUGGAGAUAUAAGCAUUUGUUUAACAACAUUUUUUUUACCCUGCUUGACAGCAGGUAAGAACGCUGAGUUUGUUGGAGGAAAUUGUCUUUUGUAUGGUUGCCUUUCACUGACGUGCGUUAAUUUUAUUACUGAUGGAAUGACUAGAGGAAAAAUUCGUGAAAAGUAUGGUAUUAAUGGUUCUUUCAUCUGUGAUCUUAUUUAUCAUUGCUUUUGUCCUUGUUGUGCUUUAAUCCAAGAAGCACAGCUAAAUGCGUCAUUUAUGGCAGUGUUUUUGUAAGUUUUAUUUUUAUUUGUUUAAAGGAAAUUAAAGCACAUGGUGCACCAGGGCUCUUAACCAUGGCAAGAGAAUAAACGAUUUAAAUGAAGAUUAAACGCAAUAUAACAUGAACCUAAUAAUUUAUACUCUAGUUAUAAAAUGUUUUCUUAGUAAAACUGCCACCUAAUCAUGUAAAAAAAUUUAACGAUAGUUUUAUAACAUUUUAUUUGAAAACUGACGUUUACUAAUUUUUUUAACUGUAUUUCUUGUAACAAACUUAAUUCUUAUUUAUACAAUUUUAAUAGAAUAAAAAGUCAU
This is a messenger RNA of Hydra vulgaris (swiftwater hydra), 695 nucleotides long. RefSeq lists its product as uncharacterized. NCBI's taxonomy places the organism in Eukaryota, Metazoa, Cnidaria, Hydrozoa, Anthoathecata, Hydridae. The record is from RefSeq and is a predicted model, not a curated record.